This is a messenger RNA of Lachancea mirantina, 555 nucleotides long. Lineage: Eukaryota; Fungi; Ascomycota; Saccharomycetes; Saccharomycetales; Saccharomycetaceae. The record is from the annotation of a GenBank genome assembly.
AUGAGCUCUGAGAGUCCAACUGGAAGCUCUAUACCAUCAAGGACUCCAAGUAUAGACUCCAGAAUAUAUUCAAUUCCUGACACGGUGGUCGAUCUGGCUCAAACUGAUGAGAGCAGCAGUGAAGAUGACUUAGAAGCAGAUAAUGACAGUGAGGAUGCUUUCCUUAAUCAGGCAGUGGCAGAAAGUAGCAGUAUGUUUUUGAUGAGUCAGAUUGAUACUCCGAUGUUCGACGCGUCUAGGUACAUUUUCCAAUCUCUUACGCAAAGUAUGAAUUCUGUAGACUUCUCCGAAGCGAUUGCGCUGCAAACGCGGACCUCAGGGUUGAUAAAUUCCAAAAGUAGAGAGCUUAAACGUUUGACAUCGGAGCUAGAGCAGCGAUUACUCAUCUUCCAGGACAAAUUCGAGAAGGGAGCAGCAUCAUCGAAGCGCAUCAAAUACAACUUACGGAAGACAUCUGAAACCAUAAAGAAGAUAAAUGCUGAGUUCGAACGACAGUACCCUAUCGAAUUCAACCAGGCCCGGGAAUUGAUUUUCGAGAGGCCUUUCGAGGAUUGA